Condylostylus longicornis is the source of this 983-nucleotide messenger RNA. RefSeq names its product barH-like 2 homeobox protein. Gene Ontology annotation, molecular function: RNA polymerase II cis-regulatory region sequence-specific DNA binding; DNA-binding transcription factor activity, RNA polymerase II-specific. The transcript is spliced from 3 exons. Gene Ontology annotation, biological process: regulation of transcription by RNA polymerase II; cell differentiation. The record is from RefSeq and is a predicted model, not a curated record. Bases 76 to 792 code for a protein of 238 amino acids. Gene Ontology annotation, cellular component: nucleus. NCBI's taxonomy places the organism in Eukaryota, Metazoa, Arthropoda, Insecta, Diptera, Dolichopodidae.
ACCAUAAUAUUUCCAAUAAAAUUUAAAAUAAUUUAAUUUUUAAAAAAGCUAUAUUAAAAUUAAAAUGUUAUAAAUAUGCAAGAUAGUUCAAAAUCAUUUUUAAUAAAAGAUAUUCUUGGUGAAUUAAUUAAGACUGAAAGUUCAAAUGAUGAAGAUGAUCCAGAAAUCUUGGAUGAUAAUAUUGAAGUAGAUGUAGAAGAUCAAUCAUCAUCAGAUACAAAUUAUUCAAAUCCAAGUAAAUUAUGUGGUAAUAAUAUUAAUAUUGUUCGUCAACAUCAAUCUCAUCAUGAUCAUAAUGGUAAUAAUUUACAUAUGUUUGGUGAUUCAACAACAUCAAAUAUAUUACUAUCAAAUAGUAAUGAGCAAUUACUUAAGAAACCAAAUACAAUAACUAAAAUAAGUCGAAAACCUAGAAGACGACGAACUGCGUUUACUCAUGCACAAUUAGCAUUUCUUGAAAGAAAGUUUCGUUGUCAAAAAUAUUUAUCUGUAGCUGAUCGUAGUGAAGUGGCGGAAACUUUAAAUUUAUCUGAAACACAAGUCAAAACAUGGUAUCAAAAUCGGAGAACAAAAUGGAAACGACAAAACCAAUUACGGUUAGAACAGCUACGUCGACAUGCUUCCGUUGAAAAAGAACGUGCCAAUAGCGAACAACAUCCUUCUGCAACUUUACCUUAUUGUACAGCAGCACUUUCUUCAUAUUCUUCAAAUUCUUGUACUUUAUUAACAACAGCAGCGGCUGCGGCAGCUAUUUUUCGUAAUUUAAGCUAUGAUCCUGGAUGUCCUUUCUAAUAUUUUAUUCAAGAACAAUUUGAUAUUAUAUUAUAUUACUGUAACACAUUCAUGUAAAAUAUUUGCAUCAAUUAUGUAUGUCUUUCAGGAUUAAUAUAAAAAUCAUACGUAAUGUUAUAUUACUAUUAUUAUUAUUUUUCCAUCUUGUUAAAAAAAAGCAAUUCUGAUAAAAAUAAUGUAAAUUUGAUAUU